This is a messenger RNA of Sesamum indicum (sesame), 1919 nucleotides long. RefSeq lists its product as uncharacterized. Lineage: Eukaryota; Viridiplantae; Streptophyta; Magnoliopsida; Lamiales; Pedaliaceae. The record is from RefSeq and is a predicted model, not a curated record.
UGGAAAAAUGUUCAUCAUCCGAUAAUUCAUCUUCUUUCUCCUCCGUAAAUCUCACGAGUCUAACGCUUCUCUUAGGGUUCCAUUUUCCGAUGCCGAUCAUUCCGCCACUUGAUGAUCUACAUGUGGAUCUAAUCCGAUUUUACUGAAAAAUCGUUUCGCAAUAUAUAUAUUUUCCUAUUUUUGUUCGCUCUGUACAAAAUUUAACUGUGUACAAGAAAUUACGAGAGAAGUUGGAGAACUGUGAAUAGAAGAGCAUCGAACGAUGCAUUCGGUGCCUUCCAACGAUCUGAUUCUGCACACGCGCCCACACGUCUCCUCCUUCUAUGGCGCCUCGUGUUCUCAUCGCCUGAAACAUCUGCAGAAAAGUGAUCGGCGUGGUAAUCUCAGUAGUUAACGUUUUGCCAUAGAUUUUACUUGAAUUUAGGUUCCGUUUCUUUCAUCGAGGGUUUUUCCGCUUUUUAUCAAUUUCCGGCGAGGUAUUGUUCACAUAUCGUAAGAAUACUGGUAAGUUUGGCGGUGGAGCUAUCGUUGUUUGGAAAUUGAGCUAUCGCGGUUUUCCGACCCUCCUAUUUUCUGUCGGUUGGAUAUCGUAUAUUAGUUUGGAGGAUUUUCGACGGCGGUUGGAUUUACGACGGUACUUUCUUUAGCUCUUCUCUUCAGUUGUUCCUGUUGUAGAUGGAAGUUUGCGUUCCUUGUAAUACACCCGCAUGUCUAGAUAUAAGCAGCAGUGGGUCUUCACAGGAUCCACACAACGGAAUUCAGUACGACUCGACGGAUAUUUCCGUCAGUGACCUGAAAACAUGUUUGACUGAAUUUCUGAACAUCGAAGACAUCGGAAUAUCAAUUAGUGGCUUCAACUUGUCUUCUGGGAAGAAUGAUAUAGGCAUUGUGGUGAAGGAAAAUGAGUGCAACCACUUGGAUAAGAGUAAGUCUGGUAAUUCAGCUUCUGAGAAAUGCUUUAGCAAGUGUGCAACAUUUCCCACUCUUUGUGGACCUAAAUCCUCUGGAGAUGUGUUCUUGGGUGGAGAAGGAAAGCAGGAGGAAGGUCUAAAUGAUGAGGUCUCUGAAGUGAAUGGUUCCAGUCAACCUGUUAAUCAAUCCUAUUCACGGUCCAUGUCACUGCCUACUCCUUCAAAGCUUGUAUCUGCCAUGAAAGGUAGCCGUGAAAAGCAGGGUAAACCACCUCAAAGGCUGUCAGUAACCUGGGCCCCCGAUGUGUAUGAUCCAAUCCCUACAUCAGUGUCACAUGUUCCAUCAAAUAAGAAUCAACGCCAUCGCAGUGAUGGUAAGAAGUCUGGGAAGUACAAGCAGAAGGGUGGUGGCAAAUGCACACGAGGCAACAAAGGAAAAGACAAGAAGCAAGCUCGGAGAAAUGGUGGUGGGGUCUCCAAUAAGAUCAAGCCCUUUCGUGAUGAUCAUGGAUUGGUUGGUUUUAGUGAGCCCCAGGCGAGCACCUUAGGUUUUACUGGGAGUCCAGAUCCAUUCUGCGGAAGCAGUUUUUUGAAGGAAUCUAUGACAGAGUCGCACUUUCCAGUUGCAGAGGCCACAGGAUGAUGAACUUGUUAUGUAACUCUUGUUUUAUCUCGCCCAGUGUAAAUAAAUAAGUUGAGGUGGGUCUUGUUGACGAGUGAAACUUGCAGGUGAUCGUGGGAAGGUGUUUUUUGGGUUGCUGUAUUAAGGUGUAUUAAGCGCAGUUUCUGUGAUUUUUACUGAUUAGAUACUUGGAUCUAUUAUUGUCUUAGUAUAUUGGAAUUAUUAUGGCCUUUUUAAUGUCUUGGUGAGUUGGAGAUAUUAUGGCCUUGUUAAUGUCAUUGUAAGUUGUAUGUUGGGAAUAUUAAGGUCUCGCCAUUACAUUUGUAUGUUGGAAAUAUUAUGGUCUUGUUAUUGUCUUGGCAUGUUAGGAUACUAUCGUCUUGGUA